AUGAGUUCAGAGAAAAACGCAACUACGCCAUCACCAGUUUUAUGUGAAAAUAAUUGUGGGUUUUAUGGAAAUCCAGCAAAUAAUAAUUUAUGUUCCAAAUGUUAUAGGGAGUUUCAAGAAAAAAAAAAAAAAGAGAUUUCUCAAGUUGAAAAAAUCAACGAAAAAAAUAUAAAUGAUACAUUAAAUUAUAAUAAAAUAAAUGAAUUAAUAGAACCAUCAUAUUUAAAUGAAAAAUCUUUAGAUAAUGAAAAAAUUCCAUUAUAUUCAGAGAAAGAUAAUGAAAAUGAAACUGAAGAUAAAAAUAAAUGUUAUUUUUGUUGUAAACGUAUAGGAUUAUUAGGUAUUAAAUGUAGAUGUAAUCAUUAUUUUUGCUCACUUCAUAGAUAUGCAGAUGCACAUAAAUGUACUUUUGAUUAUAAAAAUUUUCAUAAACAACAGUUAAUAAAAAAUAAUGUCAAAGUUGUUGCGGAUAAAGUUGAAAAAAUAUAA
Molecule: messenger RNA, 489 nt
Organism: Plasmodium relictum
Lineage: Eukaryota; Apicomplexa; Aconoidasida; Haemosporida; Plasmodiidae
Product: zinc finger protein, putative
Exons: 2
Coding region: 1-489 (162 amino acids)
Molecular function (GO): DNA binding; zinc ion binding
Source: RefSeq, a predicted model, not a curated record